Messenger RNA from Cercocebus atys (sooty mangabey), 3288 nucleotides. It is a transcript of the gene SELENOI, whose product is annotated as ethanolaminephosphotransferase 1. NCBI's taxonomy places the organism in Eukaryota, Metazoa, Chordata, Mammalia, Primates, Cercopithecidae. Gene Ontology annotation, molecular function: ethanolaminephosphotransferase activity. Gene Ontology annotation, biological process: phosphatidylethanolamine biosynthetic process. The record is from RefSeq and is a predicted model, not a curated record. The transcript has 10 exons. The coding region runs from base 164 to 1324 and encodes 386 amino acids. Gene Ontology annotation, cellular component: endoplasmic reticulum membrane; Golgi apparatus.
AGGGGCCGAGGCGGCUACGCGUGCGCGGUGGGCGGAGCGCGGCUCUCCUACCUUCUCCGCCAGCCCAGUCCAUCCCAUCCUUGCCCAGCCGGUGCGGUGCUGGUGUGCCACAGCCUCGUAGCCGGGAGUCGCUGCCGAGUGAGCGCUCGGUUUUCGGGUCGUCAUGGCUGGCUACGAAUACGUGAGCCCGGAGCAGCUGGCUGGCUUUGAUAAGUACAAGUACAGUGCUGUGGAUACCAAUCCACUUUCUCUGUAUGUCAUGCAUCCAUUUUGGAACACUAUAGUAAAGGUAUUUCCUACUUGGCUGGCGCCCAAUCUGAUAACUUUUUCUGGUUUUCUGCUGGUUGUAUUCAAUUUUCUACUAAUGGCAUACUUUGAUCCUGACUUCUAUGCCUCAGCACCAGGUCACAAGCAUGUGCCUGACUGGGUUUGGAUUGUAGUGGGCAUCCUCAACUUCGUAGCCUACACUCUAGAUGGUGUGGACGGAAAGCAAGCUCGCAGAACCAAUUCUAGCACUCCCUUAGGGGAGCUUUUUGAUCAUGGCCUGGAUAGUUGGUCAUGUGUUUACUUUGUUGUAACUGUUUAUUCCAUCUUUGGAAGAGGAUCGACUGGUGUCAGUGUUUUUGUUCUUUAUCUCCUGCUAUGGGUAGUUUUGUUUUCUUUCAUCCUGUCCCACUGGGAAAAGUAUAACACAGGGAUUCUUUUCCUGCCAUGGGGAUAUGACAUUAGCCAGGUGACUAUUUCUUUUGUCUACAUAGUGACUGCGGUUGUGGGAGUUGAGGCCUGGUAUGAACCUUUCCUGUUUAAUUUCUUAUAUAGAGACCUAUUCACUUCAAUGAUUAUUGGUUGUGCAUUGUGUGUGACUCUUCCAAUGAGUUUACUAAACUUUUUCAGAAGCUAUAAAAAUAACACCUUGAAACACAAUUCAGUCUAUGAAGCUGUGGUUCCCUUAUUUUCUCCAUGCUUGCUGUUCAUUUUGUCUACAGCGUGGAUCCUUUGGUCCCCUUCGGAUAUUUUAGAGCUACAUCCUAGAGUAUUCUACUUUAUGGUUGGAACAGCCUUUGCCAACAGCACAUGUCAGCUGAUUGUUUGCCAAAUGAGUAGUACCCGGUGUCCAACUUUGAAUUGGUUGCUGGUUCCUCUCUUCUUGGUUGUCUUAGUGGUAAACCUAGGAGUAGCCUCUUACAUUGAGAGCAUUCUCUUGUAUACAUUAACAACGGCUUUUACUCUGGCCCACAUCCAUUAUGGAGUACGAGUGGUAAAGCAGCUGAGCAGCCAUUUUCAGAUUUACCCCUUCUCAUUGAGGAAACCAAACUCAGAUUGACUAGGAAUGGAAGAAAAGAAUAUUGGCCUGUAAUAAUCUUUCUUUGGGCAGAAAGAAGUACUGUAAAUAAAUGCUUGUAAAUAUUUCCUCCAUCACCAUUGAACUAGACUGAUCUGCUUGACAGACAUGGGAUCUCAGUAUGAUACUUGGAUAGCAGGAAUGAUACAUGUAAUCUGAACUUGUGAAAUUUUGGACCUACUAACUCUCAGCCUAUUUUAUUUUUUAUAAAACUAUGUGACAUUUUGGUUGAGCAGAAUGUACGUUAGACCAGCGAAAUGUUCCUAGUGGUUCUGACUUCAUGAGUUUACAAUGUUGUGAUUCAUGCAGAGUUAAAGAUGCUUUGUUUUUUUUUGUUUUUUGUUUUUUUUAAUACCAAAAUUGGUUUCAGAACACUGAUAACACUCAGAAAACCACAGUGUGUUUUCAUAUUUGGUACUUUGUAAUAGUGGGAGUAGCAAUAGUUCAAAUCUAGUACAGGGAAAGGAUAAAAAUAAGUCACCUUCACCAAGAGAUGCCAGUGAUUACCAAACAAUAGACAGUUGCCAAAUACUGGUUUCUCUUUCCCCUGAAAAUGGCUUUUGUCCUCAAAUAGUAAGAGAACUAACACAUUUAGCUAAUAUAUAUUUAGAUUCUCUAGUAUUCUAGCUCUCUUUAUUAUGGAACAGAUCUUGAUAAUAAUUUUCUCCUAAAGAGAAAUAAUCAGUUGAAAAUUUGAGAAUGGGUUGUAAUUAUAGCUCACCCAUUGGGAUGGUUUUGUUUAGAUGUGGCAUUUUCCCCCCUUCAGCUGCAGGUUCCUGAGAUUUGGUGCCUGUGAGCUCUGAUUGUAGGAAUGCAUGUGACAGUCCCAGUCUUAUGAUAAUGACUUGUGAGGAAUGCAGAUAAAAGUACCUUGUAAGAUAAAUAUAAAUUGGAGUUAGGAAUUUCAUGAACCUCUCUAUGACCAAAAUUAAUUUUUUGAUUCACUUUGUCUGUCUGUCUGUCCUUCCCCUCUCUCUUUUUUCAGGGUGGGGUGCUGUGUUUUUUAUUUCAUACGAGAUAAAACAGAGAGAAAUUCUGACUUCCCCAGCUUGUCCAUUUCCCCGCUUGAAAACUUUUGAUAUAUAUGCCUUACUGAGUACAUGCCCCCUUUAGUGUUACUAUGACUUGGAGUAAUUUCUGAGGUUUACUGACAAACAUAAAAAUCCCUUUAAUUUUAGUGUAGUUGUUGUGUAGACCAUAUUUUUUCAUGAUGUGGAUAUUUUGUUUCUUUUUUACUUUGUCUUCAUUUAAUUUGGUGGUGGUGAAAUUUACUUGCUAAUUUUCUUUUAUUUUUCACUGAAUGAAGUUUGUGCUUGAAUGAAGAGUGUAUCUUAAACCUCCUUUUUUUGGACAGGCUGCACUUGGAUAACAUAGGCACCACUGUGUUGAUAUGUAAUUAAAUUCGUAACUAUUUAUGAAUGUGACCAUUGUUAAAUUUAAUUAUAGUGUAUUUCUUUGUUGAAUUUCAGUCUGCUGCUUUGUAAAAAAUAACUGCAAUUGAUGUUUCAUUUUUAAAAUUUAUAAAUUCCAAUCAUUGUCAUUCAAGUUAUUAGAAAUGAGUCACGGCACUAGCUCAUGGUUCUAUACUCAUUUUUAAAAAUUGUAAAGGUUGAGGUAUAUUUGGUGACUUUCUCUGAGACACAGAUGAACGUUGGAAAUAGAUGAGAAAUGGAUGCAGAAAAAUGCAGGUAAUGAUCCCAUGUUUGUUAAUUGCCAUCAUGGAAGUCAGAGAAUUAACCAAUUAAGUGACGGUAACUAUUUUUUGUAUACUUUGUUCUUUGUGAUCUGUAAAAUUGAACUGAAUAAAGUGUUAAUUGGGGGUAGGGAAAAAGCUUUGUUUUAAGAUUUCUAAGCUAAUUAUUUUACCAUUUGUUGACCUUAUACACAAGCAUGAGAUUAAUCUGUAUUAUAUAAGAAAAGAACUGAUAAAUGUUUAUAAAAUGACA